Molecule: messenger RNA, 954 nt
Organism: Nakaseomyces glabratus
Lineage: Eukaryota; Fungi; Ascomycota; Saccharomycetes; Saccharomycetales; Saccharomycetaceae
Gene: CBP3
Product: Cbp3p
Biological process (GO): mitochondrial respiratory chain complex III assembly
Cellular component (GO): mitochondrion
Source: RefSeq, a predicted model, not a curated record
AUGUCUUUGUAUAGAGCCGGUUGGAGGCGCGCGCUGCUACAGGCGAACGGAAACUCAAUGAUGCACAUUCAUUCGAGGAGUCUCUUGCAUACCACUAGACUGGUUCAGCAAAGUGUGGAGGAGUCAGGCAAGUCCACUGGUAUCAAGCAUAAGAAUAUCAGAGCGCACAAGCUAGCGCAUUCUAAAUACGAGGACAAGAGCUACCAGUUGCCCAAAUGGAAGGAGGCACUGGGUGAGUUUGUGGUGCGCACAUUCAAACUAGAUAUGGAUAAAGUAAGAGCUGGCCCAGUUGCAGGGUCGUACUACUACAACUUGUGUAAACAGCAAGGUUUGCAAUACGAGGAUGAAGAGCUGUCGGAGACAGCCAAGUUCUUCUACGAAGAGUUGGGUCUACCUCGUACUUUCUCCCAGUGGUUCCAAAUUACCGUUUUGCAUGAAUGGAUACUAUUUGUGAGGAUGCGUGCGAUGCCUUUCCAAUACGGCAGAAACUAUCAACAAAAGCUUGUGGACAGAACUUUCAGCGACAUUGAGGUUAGAUUGUUCGAGGAAAUGAACGUCAACUCCGGUAGAAUAGCUGACCAAUACAUGAAAGACUUCAACGCACAGUUGCGUGGUGCUGUUUUUGCUUAUGAUGAGGGAUUCUUUACAGAUGAUGCAACUCUAGCGAAGGCUAUUUGGAGAAACCUUUAUGCUGGUAAGCCAAAUGUCGAUAUUACACAUUUGGAGAAGUUAGUAAAGUAUGUUAGAGGUCAAUUAUACGUCUUAAGUCAACUAUCUGAUCGUGAGUUCGCCAUGGGUCAGUUCAAAUUUGUCUCACCAAAUGAAAUUGUUGAAAAAUUAACGCCAGAACAAGAACAGCUGAGGAAGGAAAAGGUUAUUGAGAAAUAUGAAAAGAUGGAUAAAGACCCUCAUCAAUUGCCAAGCGAUAAGAGCAAUCUAUCAUACACAAAUUGA